Molecule: messenger RNA, 690 nt
Organism: Knipowitschia caucasica
Lineage: Eukaryota; Metazoa; Chordata; Actinopteri; Gobiiformes; Gobiidae
Source: the annotation of a GenBank genome assembly
AUGUCCUUUACACUGCAUUUACCUGUGUCCACCUCAGGGGUUUGGGCUGUGGGAGUGGAGGCUUUGCAGCUCUCAGCAGAGGAGGACACAGAUCUGGAGAUCCAGUGCACACACACUUAUGCUCAGGGAAACAUAAAAUACUUCUGCAAAGUGCCAUGCACUGACAGAGAUGUGCUAAUAAGCAGCAAACAGAAGGAGAAGAACAGCAGGUACAGCAUAAGAGACACUGGAAACACAUUCUACGUGACCAUCUCAGGCCUGACACAGGCCGACACUGGGAAGUACUGGUGUGGAGUGGAGCGAGUGGCCAAAGACACAUACAGCCAAGUGUACAUCACAGUCACACCAAAAAAAGUUGUGCACUGGCCACCAAAUGCUUCCCUGCAGAACGAAUCACUUGAUAAGCUGCUGUACAUUGGAGUGGGGCUGGGUGCUCUUCUGUGUAUAUUGUUCAUUGUUGUAACAAUAUUCAUCAAACAUAGACAUAGAAACAUCCCUAAAGCAUUUGCAGGAGACAACGUACCAAUGAAAGCCGUGCAUCACAGCUGCAUCAUCCAGGAUCCCAGCGACAUUUAUGUCAAUGUUGAAACACAUGAGAAUUACUCCUCUGUCCACUUCAGCAAACGCAGAGCGGACAGUGUCGCUCACACAGAGCCUGACCUUUCUGUGUACAGUCUGGUGAGGACAUGA